This is a messenger RNA of Rubroshorea leprosula, 540 nucleotides long. The record is from the annotation of a GenBank genome assembly. NCBI's taxonomy places the organism in Eukaryota, Viridiplantae, Streptophyta, Magnoliopsida, Malvales, Dipterocarpaceae.
ACAUAUCAAUAGAAAAUCGUCUGUCGAAUAUGUUUAAUCAACAACCAUGACUGUCGAAUAUACUCAUUCAUAUCCCCCCAAUUCCCCUUUCUUCCCCAUUUCUUCUUUUGCCUCUACGACAGCAGAUUUGGUUUCUUCUCCAACGAGGUUUGUUGUGACUAUUCUUGUCACCACGCCCCCUGUUGUUGGAAUCUCCGCAUCCGUGCCUUUUGGUCUAUGCCUUUUGGUCCAACCUCCAUCGCCUCUAAGCCACCAUGCUAGCUGGAGGAGGUUCCCUGCAAGUUGCAACACCGUGACUAUCAAAAUCCAGCUUUUAUCGCCUUCAAUGCCUCCACAGCAUCAUCGCCCCCAUUGCCAAAGGUAAUUGGAAUUUUUGUGGUUUUUUUAUACAAAAUUAUACUAUCUCAUUUGUAGAUUAGUGUAAAUUAUUGCUACUAUUGCAUGAAUUGUCAGUGGACUGCAGUUAUUUUUUUCAAGUUUUUGAGAUUGAAAUUUAUACAUUAGUUGAAGAGUUUUUUUUAGUAAAUUUGUAUAUACAAA